GCAAACAACGCGGCGCUUGAAACUCAGCCUCAACUUCCCACCGCAAGGAUGGCAGCGCUGCUGGAGCUCUGGAGCUGCCCAGCGAAGCAGGGAACCUGCGUUGUGUUCGCCGCUGUCUAAUACGUGGGAGUAAAAUGGAAUUUCUUACCUGGCUUUUUCCUGCCUUGCUUCUACUGUGCACGCAGCAGCACAGGUGUAUCAGAGCUAUGAAUGACAUUGGAGAUUACAUAGGUUCCAACAUCGAAAUAUCCUGGUUGCCAAACCUGGAUGAUUUGAUGAAGGGGUAUGCACGUAAUUUCAGGCCUGGGAUUGGAGGUCCUCCUGUUAAUGUUGCUCUUGCCAUUGAAGUAGCCAGCAUUGACCACAUCUCAGAAGUUAACAUGGAAUAUACCAUGACGGUGUUUUUGCACCAGAGCUGGCGAGAUGACCGUCUGUCUUACAACCACACCAAUGAAACUCUGGGGUUAGACAGCCGGUUUGUGGACAAGCUCUGGUUGCCAGAUACGUUCAUAGUAAAUGCCAAAUCUGCCUGGUUCCAUGAUGUGACCGUGGAAAACAAACUUAUCAGGCUCCAGCCAGAUGGAGUCAUUUUAUACAGCAUCAGGAUUACCUCAACAGUGGCCUGUGACAUGGACCUUUCCAAGUAUCCAAUGGAUGAACAAGAAUGCAUGUUGGAUUUGGAGAGCUAUGGCUACUCUUCAGAGGAUAUCGUCUACCACUGGUCAGAAAACCAGGAGGAGAUCCAUGGGCUGGAUAAGCUGCAGCUUGCUCAAUUCACAAUUACCAGCUACCGGUUCACAACAGAAAUGAUGAACUUUAAAUCUGCAGGUCAGUUUCCCAGGCUCAGUCUUCACUUCCACCUUCGGCGAAAUCGAGGAGUUUACAUCAUUCAGUCCUAUGUUCCUUCUAUCUUACUUGUGGCUAUGUCAUGGGUGUCCUUCUGGAUCAGUCAGUCAGCUGUGCCUGCCAGAGUGUCAUUAGGUAUAACUACAGUUCUUACUAUGACUACACUGAUGGUCAGUGCCCGAUCUUCACUUCCACGAGCAUCUGCUAUCAAGGCACUUGAUGUUUACUUCUGGAUUUGCUACGUGUUUGUCUUUGCUGCGCUGGUGGAAUAUGCAUUUGCACAUUUCAAUGCUGACUACAUGAAAAAGCAAAAGAACAAGAUAAAGGCAAGAAGACGGAGUGCAGAGAUAAAUGUGAAGAAUGCCAUUGUUCUGUUCUCCCUGUCCAUAGCUGGUGUGAACCAGGAACUGGCCGUUUCCAACAGGCAGCACAGAAUUCCCAGAGGCCUGCCUGGCUCAUAUGGCACAGUAGAAAUAGAAACUGGAGAGACAAAACAGCAGCAUGAAAUUAAACUGGAUAAGAAGAGUGGUCUGAAGUCCCUCUUUAAGCCCAUUGAUGCUGAUACCAUUGAUAUAUAUGCCAGAGCAGUGUUUCCAGCAGCCUUUGCAGCUGUCAAUGUUAUAUACUGGGUUGCUUACACAAUGUAAAAAACAAAACA
Messenger RNA from Tinamus guttatus (white-throated tinamou), 1504 nucleotides. RefSeq names its product gamma-aminobutyric acid type A receptor subunit delta (gene GABRD). Lineage: Eukaryota; Metazoa; Chordata; Aves; Tinamiformes; Tinamidae. Gene Ontology annotation, biological process: monoatomic ion transmembrane transport. Gene Ontology annotation, molecular function: extracellular ligand-gated monoatomic ion channel activity; GABA-A receptor activity. The record is from RefSeq and is a predicted model, not a curated record. Gene Ontology annotation, cellular component: membrane.